Messenger RNA from Arabidopsis thaliana (thale cress), 1519 nucleotides. RefSeq names its product MATH domain/coiled-coil protein. Bases 10 to 1425 code for a protein of 471 amino acids. The record is from RefSeq and is marked reviewed. Lineage: Eukaryota; Viridiplantae; Streptophyta; Magnoliopsida; Brassicales; Brassicaceae. The transcript has 6 exons.
AUAGCGUCAAUGGAGAAGCAAGCUCAUAAAAAGUUUUGUUGGAUAAUAAAGAACUUCUCUCCGCAAUCUGAGAGGUUAUAUUCUGUUCCAGUCUUGAUCGGGGACUGCAAAUGGCGUCCUAUCGCUUAUCCCAUUCGAGAUAAGUACUUUUCUCUGUGUCUACAAGUGGUUGAUUUUGAAUCAUUACCUUGUGGAUGGGGAAGAUACGUAGAACUUCGGCUAACUUUACGGAACCAACAUAAUUCUCUCAAUCUUUCCAUAAAAGCAGAUCACUGUUUUGACGAAAAGCGUACCACUUGGGGUAUUCCAAUUCCAGAAAGGAUUCCCAUAUGCAAACUUCAGACUGAACUUUAUCAGUCUGAACAUGUGGUGAAAGGAGACUUCAAGAUUAUUGCAGAGGUUGAUGUUUUUGAAGCUGUUGGGACAUUGACUGAAUCAGAUAUUUCGGGAAAAGCAUCUGAACUUCUGACCAAAAAAAUACGGAAUGAUGGCAAUGAGUCUGGUGAUUUGCUCAAGAAAACUUCACCAGAAAAAGAAAGCAACCAUGUCAAUGAAUCUAAACCGGUAAGAAAGUUAAGAAACUUUGUGGUACUUUACAAGAGACAUGCUGCUAUGUGUUCUGUAUUACAAGAGCCUAUUUGUUUGCUAGGAAUCUUUCAUUACACCAACGGAGAAGCAAGUUGGGCAGAAGUUCGUGUGGGCGUCUUCUUGCUGAAUAUGACCUUGUGCCUUCCUGAUUCUCAAUUAUUCCCUUCUGAAGUUGUCAAAGCUCGUCUAACAAUAGUAAAUCAAUUAUCUGAAAAGCUAUCCAUAUCGAAAGAAUCAGAGCACUGCUUUGAUGAGCAGAAUCCUACCUUGGGUUAUACAUUCCCUUAUGAACUCCUUGUGGAAGAUGGUGGAUUUCUGGUAAACGAAGAUCUCAUGAUUAUUGUUGAAGUUAUUGGUGCAUCAGAUGUAUUUGAGGAUUCCUCUACCCAGGGAAAGGUAGAUGUCAAUGGCUUUCAAGUUCUUCCUUCACAGGUGGAAUAUGUGAGAUCAAUAUUUGAAAGACACCCUGACAUUGCAGUAGAGUUCCGAGCAAAGAACCAACAUCUGAGGACAUCAUGCAUGAUUUUUCUGCUUAGUUUAAUUGAGACACUGUGCCAGUCACUUGAAGAGCUCUCAAAUGAAGAUCUUGUGGAAGCAGACAUUGCAUUGACAUAUGUGAAAGAUGCAGGAUUUAAGGUGGAUUGGUUGGAGAAGAAGCUGGACCAAGUAAAAGAAAAGAAGGAGAAAGAACUGUCUGAUAUGGUUCAGCUACAAGAAAUGGAGGACCAUUUACUGAAACUGAAGCAAAGCUGUUCAGAUCUUGAUGAUCUAGUGGUGAAGAAGAAGGACGAGUUGUCGGUUACCAGAUCUCCGCUGUCAUUCGAUGAUGUUGUUUGAUCAUUUCAGUUCUUAUGCUAUUGGUGUUAUGAUAUCUUUAGUUUCUCCCUUUGUUUCAAAGUUAGAGGUCUUCUUGGAAGUUAACUGAACUUAU